UUGCACCUAAUUAAUGGAACUAUUAAAGGUGAUGAAAGAUAUGCAGAAAUAUUCCAGGAUCUGUUAGCUUUGGUGCGGUCUCCUGGAGACAGUGUUAUUUGCCAACAGUGUGUUGAAUAUAUCACAUCCAUUUUGCAGUCUCUUUGUGAUCAGGACAUUACACUUAUUUUGCCAAACUCUUCUGAAGGUUCUGUUUCUGAACUGGAGCAGCUUUCCAAUUCUCUUCCAAACAAAGAAUUGAUUACUUCAAUUUGUGACUGUCUACUAGCUAUGCUAGCUAACUCUGAGAGCAGUUACAACUGUUUAUUGACAUGUGUCAGAACAAUGAUGUUUCUUGCAGAGCAUGAUUAUGGAUUAUUUCAUUUAAAAAGUUCUUUAAGGAAAAACAGUAAUGCUCUGCAUAGUUUACUGAAACGAGUGGUCAGCACAUUUAGUUAGGACACAGGUGAACUUGCAUCUUCAUUUUUGGAAUUUAUGAGAUAAAUUCUUAGCUCUGACACAAUGGAACACUCAAAGGAUGAUGACAAUCUGGAUUCUUUGUUGGGCAAUGUAGUUGGACUUAAGCAGAUGCUGGAGUCAUCAGGUGACCCUUUACCUCUUAGUGACCAGGAUAUAGAACCAGUACUGUCAGCUCCAGAAUCUCUCCAGAAUCUGUUUAACAAUAGGACUGCCUAUGAUCUAGCUGAUGUCAUGGAUGAUCAGUGGAAAUCUAGGUGGUUCACUCCAUUUCAGGCUGAAGAGAUUGAUACAGAUCUGUACUUGGUAAAGGUGGACUUAAUAGAGCUCUCUGAAAAAUGCUGUAGUGACUUUGACCUGCACUCAGAAUUAGAGCGUUCAUGUCUGUCAGAACCAUCAUCUCCAGGGAGAAACAAGACUACAAAAGGAUUCAAACUCAGAAAGCACAAACAUAAGACCUUUAUAACUUCAAGUGGGAAAUCUGAAUACAUUGAACCUGCCAAACGAGCCCAUGUUGUGCCACCACCAAGAGGAAGGGGCAGGGGAGGGUUUGGACAGGGUAUUCGGCCCCAUGAUAUUUUUCAUCAGAGGAAACAGAACACAAGCAGACCACCAUCUAUGCAUGUGGAUGACUUUGUUGCAGCUGAAAGUAAGGAAGUGGUCCCUCAAGAUGGAAUACCUCCACCAAAACGACCACUCAAAGUCUCACAGAAGAUUUCUUCUCGUGGUGGAUUUUCAGGCAAUCGAGGAGGACAGGGUGCUUUUCACAGUCAGAACAGGUUUUUCACACCACCUGCUUCAAAAGGAAACUAUAGUCGUCAGGAGGGAACAAGAGGCUCCAGCUGGAGUGCUCAGAAUACUCCUAGAGGAACUUAAAAUGAAAGCCGUGGAGGCCAGAGCGAUUUUACCAGGGGCCCUCUUCCACCACUACGACCGCUUAGUUCUACCGGAUACUGCCCAAGUCCUUGGGACCGUGCUUCCAGGGGUCAUGGGGGACUUUGACCUUCCUGGGCAAGUGCAAAUAGCGG
This is a messenger RNA of Manis javanica (Malayan pangolin), 1484 nucleotides long. The record is from RefSeq and is a predicted model, not a curated record. Lineage: Eukaryota; Metazoa; Chordata; Mammalia; Pholidota; Manidae.